GCCGAGGUCAGGAGAGAGCUCAUGCUGGAGCGACAGCUCGCCAUGAAGAAAGCCGACGACGACGGGCUCGGGUUUGAGGACCCGUGCCGCCCAAUGCGGGCCCAGUCUUUCGACCAUCGCUUCGGGUUUAGCUUUCGGAGUAGUUCACCGUCGGCUAUGGUGCCGCGGCUGCCGGAACCUGCGCCGGGGAAGUUGGAGGUCAACAAGGAGUUGACCCCGGCGGCUAGUUCUCCGGAGCUGAACAAGGGGAGGCUAAUCGUUCUGGCAAAACCGAACCCAGAUCUUUCUGGACUGAAGCGGAAAUUACUGCCAUCAGAGGGUCUUAAUGAGAUACAUCGAUAUAGUAUGAGAAAGAAAAAGAAGAUACCCAAGGAGGUACCCGAGGAAAAAUGGAGUUGUGCUCUAUGUCAAGUGACUGUAGCAAAUGAGAAAACAUUUGAAGGUCACCUUAAUGGCAGGAAGCAUAAGGCCAGCGAAAGACGGCUUGGAGCUGAAAAACUAGGAAAUAGCUCCAGUAACGCACCAAUAUUAAAGAAUAUUGCAAAACUUUCUGAGCCUAAAGUGCUAGAGACAACUGAUGCUGCAAGCUUACAAAUAAGGGCCAAAGAAAGGUGUUUGCUUGACCCUAACGAAGCCAGUGAUGGUUCAGACAAGAAGGAUACAAGUAUUUUAAAAGAGAAAACUUCAGAAGAGAAAAAAGUGGAGCUGCCAGUGCAGGAAGACCAAUGCGGAGAGGAUUCGAGGAACAAUGUUGUAAUAAGAACAGUGCACAUGAUGCAGAGAAAGGAAGAACCAACAAGAACAAAAAAAUUUGAGUUCGUCUGUGAAAUUUGUAAAGUUGGUAGCAACAAUUUCAAGGUGAUGGAGAAACAUGGGAGGGGAAAGAAGCAUAUGGAUAAGCUGAAGGAACUGCGAGAGAAUAAACUCCGAACCACCAUUGAAACAAAUGUGAACAUUGCCACCACAAAGUCCUUGGCAUCAUCAGGGGCUUCGCAGGAGGCAUUACAUAGGCUUCAGCAAGAUACAAAGAAUAGUAUUGCUGCUGCUAAUGUGAUCGAAGAAGCAGAUGCGAGCAUACCAACCACAAUUGCUGUGGCAUCUUUGGUGGCUCCUGAGAAGGCAGAAACUACUAGGCUUCAGGAAUAUAUUUACGUGACCAAGGGAGGAAAUGUGAGCAUGCCAACCGCAGUUGCUGUGCCAACGUGGGGAACAAGUGAGGAGACAGAACCUGGAAGGCUGCUUGAGGAAAUUCUAAAGAUUAAUGUUCCUACCAGUAAUGCGACUAAAGAUAAUGUCAACGUGUCAACCACAACCUCUUCCCGGCAACUAUCAUCCUGGGCUACUGAGGCGGCAGAAAAUUUUAGGAAACUGGAGGCUUAUGAAAAAUUGAUCAAAGCAAGGUUAACUGAAUAAGGCAUAUGGAUGACGAAAGGGCAAUGUUUGCUGACUGCUUGA
Argentina anserina (silverweed cinquefoil) is the source of this 1455-nucleotide messenger RNA. RefSeq lists its product as uncharacterized. Gene Ontology annotation, molecular function: zinc ion binding; nucleic acid binding. The coding region runs from base 22 to 1413 and encodes 463 amino acids. The record is from RefSeq and is a predicted model, not a curated record. Lineage: Eukaryota; Viridiplantae; Streptophyta; Magnoliopsida; Rosales; Rosaceae. The transcript is spliced from 2 exons.